AGAGAUAACCAGCAAAACGAUAACUGGCUGCUUACAGUGUUUGCUCUAAAAUCCAUGAUAUGCCUUAUGUAGCCUUUGGAGGAAAAAUAGCCUGAUCUAUUUGUGUGCAAAAAUGGCCAAGAGAAUUGCAGAGAAGGAACUGACUGACCGAAACUGGGAUCAGGAGGAUGAAGCUGAGGAGGUGGGCACAUUCUCAGUGGCCAGUGAGGAGGUGCUGAAGAACAGAGCCAUUAAAAAGGCAAAGCGCCGGAACGUUGGAUCAGAGUCUGAAAGUGGAGGAGCGUUUAAAGGGUUUAAAGGCUUUAUAUUGCCUUCUGGAAAAGGAGGAGGUGGCUUUGGUGGAUUUGGGAAUGGUGCAGGAAUAAAGCCUUUGGAAGGGCUGUCUAAUGGAAGCAGUACUGUCUCUAGCACUCCUCCUUUCAGCAGUGUGAAGACCACUCCUGAAACACCAUCAGCAUUUGGGUCGCCCGUGUCCAACGGCCCCGGUGCUGCAGCGCUUGCCGAGACCAAGGCCAAGGGGGGCAGGCAGGGCUCGUACCACAAGCAGCUGGCCGCCCUCAACUGCUCCGUGCGCGACUGGAUCGUGAAGCACGUGAACUGCAACCCGCUGUGCGACCUGACCCCCAUCUUCAGGGACUACGAGCGCUACCUGGCCAGCAUCGAGCAGCAGCACGGCGGCGACAGCGGCUCCGAGGGCGAGGCCACCAACGCCCCUGGCGCCAGGGCCGCCCCUGCCUUGGGGGGCACGAAGCUUCAGGGCUCAGCAUUCCUGUUCAACAGCGGCAAAGCCGAGGAGACGGUGGACGGGAAGGCCGAGGCUGCGUCGGAGAAAAAGGAGCCGUCCUUAGGAGCUGCAUCGACCGUCUCCUUCAGCUUCGGCAAGAGCACCGACAGCCCCGCGCUGGGUUCCCUCGGCUCAGGAACACUCAGUAGCUUCUCCUUUUCUCCUGGGAAUUCGGGUUUGUUUGGAAAAGACGCAAACCAGGCCAAGUCUGUCAUUGCAGCACCCACCAGUUUACUGGAAGCUCAGGCAGAAAGCAGCAAUACCGAUGAGAAAGGAGGAGAAGAGGAGGAAGAAGAGCCACCAAAAGUCGUCGUUAAUGAAAUAAAAGAGGAUGAUGCUUUCUACUCAAAGAAGUGCAAACUGUUUUACAAAAAGGAUAAUGAAUUCAAAGAAAAAGGGGUCGGAACAUUACACUUAAAACCAGCGGGAAAUGAAAAAACACAACUCCUAGUCCGAGCAGAUACCAAUUUAGGAAACAUACUGUUGAAUGUCCUCAUUCCACCUAAGAUGCCAUGCACAAGGACCGGGAAGAACAACGUUCUCAUAGUUUGUGUCCCCAAUCCACCCAUCGACGAGAAGAACCCGACUGCUCCUGUCCCCAUGUUAAUAAGGGUGAAAACAAGUGAGGAUGCAGAUGAGUUGCACAAAAUCUUACUGGAGAAAAAGGAGGCUUAAAUAAGUUGCAGUCAGUGAUUUGAGGAGUUGUUGCCAAACUGCUGCUGCUCUUUUUUUCUUCCCUAACUUCACUUGAACAUUUAACUCUUUACUCUGAUAUUAAGAACUGUUAUAGGAAUUCUGGAAAAAAAUUAUGUGAGGAAAAGCUAAAGUAGCUAAUAAAAGCUUUAAUAGAACACAA
Messenger RNA from Empidonax traillii (willow flycatcher), 1640 nucleotides. It is a transcript of the gene NUP50, whose product is annotated as nucleoporin 50. Lineage: Eukaryota; Metazoa; Chordata; Aves; Passeriformes; Tyrannidae. Gene Ontology annotation, biological process: protein import into nucleus. The transcript has 8 exons. The record is from RefSeq and is a predicted model, not a curated record. Gene Ontology annotation, cellular component: nuclear pore. The coding region runs from base 113 to 1459 and encodes 448 amino acids.